AUGCCAAUGCCGUACCCUCUGAGCACCGGACCUGAUUGUGGCGAUCAGGCGUAUAAAGUCAAAUGCAUUGCAAGCAGCCUCUGGCUCGAAGCCAUGUCAGGAGCACAUUACCUGAUCACGUGCUGGAAAAUUGAACAACCGUGGAAAACAGAUCCAAGUUGCUGGAACAAAGAUAUAGUAAAGGAGUUUGCAGAUUUUAUUCCCAACAUCACAUCCAUCAAUUCACAAGCCCAGAGAAUGAUCGUCCAACCCCCAUCUGUAUAUCCAAGGACUUGCCUAUCACAAAAUUUUCAAAGCCAAGGCAUUCAAUUGGAUGAUUCACGCCCAUUCAACAUCACUAGUAGCAACACAACUCAACUGUUGAAUUGUACUGAUAAUAUGCUCCACCCGCAAGUGCCUAUAAAUUUUUCCUCGAAUUGCCUUUGCCAUACUUAUAUUAAUAACACUCCGGCAGCCGCUGCAUGCAACAGGGUGACGCUUUGUUGUUCUUUUAGAAAUGGGGGUUCUCAGAAUGCCUAUUUAUUUAUAACGGUACAUCCGAAUGGGUGCAUGGCGUAUCAGAGUUAUGUGAAUUUGGAUCCUUCUUUGCCAUUUGCAAAGUGGCCGGUGCAAGGGUUGGAGCUUAUGUGGUCUACACCGUUGGAGCCGAUUCGCAAAACGCAAGUAGAUUGCCGUGAUUUGCAGUUCUCUAAGUACUUGUCAGAUCCCACAGAUGCUAGACAAAAGAGGUGCUUUUGCAAGAAAGGUCGAUACUGGGAUCCAGCCACCGGAUAUUGUCAAAAGUGUCGACAUGGAACAGGCUGCAAAUACUACAAGAUCAAGACACCAGUAUUCAAGACACCAGUGUCGACAUUGGAUGAGAGCGAAGAAAUCUUGAAUGUGAAUAGCAGUGGAAAAUCAGCAAAGAUUUUCACUGGAAAAGAUAACAAGAAAGCAACCAAUGACUUCUCCAAAGAAAACCUGCUUGGCUCCGGGGGAUUUGGCGAGGUCUUCAAAGGCACUCUAGAAGACGGUACUGUUAAACUACCUCGCCUGAUGAUAUAUGUACGAUUUGGAGCUCAAGUUUGUGGAUUAAUUAAGUUUCAGUUUCAGCAAGGCGAUGACGAGGAGAUUGGAAGAGCCUAUCGACCAUCGACCAUCUUAGAUUCAGCUUCUUAG
Molecule: messenger RNA, 1158 nt
Organism: Olea europaea var. sylvestris
Lineage: Eukaryota; Viridiplantae; Streptophyta; Magnoliopsida; Lamiales; Oleaceae
Product: wall-associated receptor kinase-like 20
Exons: 7
Coding region: 1-1158 (385 amino acids)
Source: RefSeq, a predicted model, not a curated record